This is a messenger RNA of Juglans regia (Persian walnut), 1219 nucleotides long. RefSeq names its product E3 ubiquitin-protein ligase ATL41-like. Bases 151 to 948 code for a protein of 265 amino acids. The record is from RefSeq and is a predicted model, not a curated record. The transcript has a single exon. Lineage: Eukaryota; Viridiplantae; Streptophyta; Magnoliopsida; Fagales; Juglandaceae.
CCACGCUGCAUUUAGCAAGACGUCUUCACCUGAUCUACACCCAAAUUAAAGCCCACAGCCUAUGUACACAGCUUCUCUCACAAACAGCAUAUUAAUUUGCUCAUUUCCUCUCAUCUUUCCAAAUCCUCCGUUAUCGCAAACCCGGCCACCAUGUCUUCCCCCUCCUCCUCCUCUAAGCGAUUUCUUGACGAAGAUGAUGAUCAUGACGAUUUUUUCCUACGUCAUAGAAAAGUGAAUAGCGAUUUAAAUAGCAAGAUCAUGCUCGUGGCCAUCGUUUCAUUAUCGGUGGUGAUCUUUUUGGUUAUUGCCUUGCACAUAUAUGCGAGGUGUGUGCUACGCCGCCAGGCACGUCGCCGAGCAGCCAUCCGUCAACUGGGGUUAACCGUGGCUCAUGCCCGCUCCAGCCAGCAACCCAAGACCGGACUCGAUCCAACUGUCAUCGCUUCGUUGCCCGUGUUUGUUUUCAAGCAAAGGGAUGACGGAGAUGAUCAUCAUCAUAGCGAGGAUGAUGCGUCGGCGACGGAAUGCGCGGUGUGUCUAAGCAUGUUAGAGAAUGAGGAAAUGGCUAGGUUGUUACCAAACUGCAAGCACAUUUUCCAUGCGGAAUGCAUAGAUAAGUGGUUGGGUUCACACUCGACGUGUCCUAUUUGUCGAACCGAGGCCAAGCCCCUGGUUCAGCCCGUGAACCGCGAGGGUCCGGCAGGUCUAGCCGGAGGCAUUACCGCACCCACGGAUCCACGUUUGGACACUAGUCUGCAGAUUAAUCCUGGAGUUUCAUACAUGGCAGCAGGAACAUCUGAUGGUUGUAGCCAAUCAACAGAAAAGGCUAGCGGUUCAACCUCACGAUUAAACUCAUUCAAAAGGAUUCUUAGUAGGGAAAGAUCGUCCAGAAGAAUUCAUUCUUGCAGCGGUGAAGACGACGCCAUAGAAGAUUUAGAGAGACAGUAAGUAAUUAAUUUUCAGGUAAUAAUUAAGACGGUGGUUUUACUUCUUUUUUUCUAUGGAAAAAUAUAUGAUUUUACAUUUCAAUUACAUAUGAGUGAGUAUAUGCUAUACAUGAUCAGAGAGAUACAAUUGGCUCUAACCGAAUAUAUAGAUCUGGAGCCAAUGAUACAUAUAUCUUCAACAAAACUACUGUACGUUGUCAGACUUUUUUGAAUCUCUAUAUACUUCUGCAGAAAUUGAGAGAAAAACAAAAAGAUUCAGAGACUUGUUAUUA